CUUUAUAAGUAAGUUGAAUUUUGAAGAUCAACUUAACUUAUUUUUAUUAUUUCUUCUAUCCAACAAUUGUGAACAAAAAAUCCACAAAUUUGUGACUACGAGAUACCAUUCAAGUCUCCUGCCACUUCCAGGAGAUGUGGAUGUAAUUUGUGGCGUUACCCCAUGUCAGGGCAUAAGUGGAUUUAAUCUAUUCAGAAAUGUGAAAAAUCCACUAGCAGAUGAAUUUUUUUAUCAAAUGUUGGUCUACAUGGAUAUCAUUGAAUUCUUGAAGCCUUCAUACAUUCUCAUGAAGAAUGUUGUUGACCUAGUGCAAUUAUCCAAAGGAUUUCUGGCCCGAUAUCCCUUUGGUCGCUUGGUUUCCAUGGGUUAUCAAGUGAAACUCGGGAUAAUGGAAGCAGGGUCAUUCGGGCUUCCACAGUUCCGACAACGAGUCUUCUUAUGGGGUGCUAAACUAGGAAAGAAGCUUCUGCCUUAUCCACUACCGACACACGAGUGCGUUGUUAAAUAUGGUGUUCCGAAUGAGUUUGUUGUCUCCCUUGUUGCUUAUGACGAAACUGUAACACUUAAUCUGCAGAAACCUUUGUUUCUUGGUGACGCACUUAGAGACCUUACAGAGGUUUUUUUAGUUAGUCUAUUUUAUUUGUUUAUGAACAGUCAAAUAUUUUUUUCUCAUCAAAACAUUGAUAGGUUACAAAGUUAGGAAGUAUUGCUUCCACCUAUUAUUAUCCAAGUGUUGUUUUAGUACUGGAAAAAAAAAGAAAAAUUAAAGUAAAUGCUUGACGAACGUGUUAGAGAAACGUUAAUAGAUUUCUUUGACAUUUCAAUCUCUAGUAACCUGAAAAGUAAGAAGUUUAGUCAUAAAUAAAUAAUACUCUUAAUGCUCUCCCAUUGUUGUUUGAAUUGUAAACAGCUAUAUAUCGGUCUUCACUACGGUUUUAGGAAGAUCUCUAAAAAAAACUUGUUGAGAUUUUUGGAAUCUCCAUCUACAUAAAAAGUUUCACUUGCUAAAUAAACACACAUCAUUAUUAGAUUCCAAAUUUGUGUACCCCUCUAAAAUCGGGGUGCACAUUUCGGUCUUCCUGAUUGGGAGGUUAAUCGGUCAAAAUCAGAUAUUAUACUACUUUUAUUUAAAAUAUAUUUCCUAGUAUUUUCAUAACUUAUUUAACUUAAAAUCACGAAUUUCUCUCUCUUUAACAGAAUUAAAAUUCCUAGCUCUCCGUUAUCUUCUUGGUUUUUCUAAGUUCUUCCCGAUCUGUUUUACUUUCAUGUCUUCUUCUCUGCCAGAUAUCCCUUUCUUGUUGUAGUGAUUGAAAUUGGUGGCAAAGAGAUUCACAAUUCAAGCAUUUCUAUUAGGAAUUAGGAAUCCGGGACAAUAUUUUUAAUUUUGUGUUGGAUUGCUACCGGGGUGUAUUUUUAUUUUAAUUUAGGGAAGAAGUUAUGAUGGGGAAGAUGAGCUUUGUGAAAUCUAGCAUGAAGAAUGGAUUUUCUUGAAUUUAGAUAAAUCAAUAAUCUUACAUUGUAAAUUCAUAUUGGGGCAAAAAAAAAAAAACUAACUAAAAACUCUUCCUUUGUUGUAUUAAUGUGUCUACUUGGAAAUCAAUGUGAUGAAAUUUAACUUUUCAA
Papaver somniferum (opium poppy) is the source of this 1623-nucleotide messenger RNA. RefSeq names its product DNA (cytosine-5)-methyltransferase CMT3-like. Lineage: Eukaryota; Viridiplantae; Streptophyta; Magnoliopsida; Ranunculales; Papaveraceae. Gene Ontology annotation, cellular component: nucleus. Gene Ontology annotation, molecular function: methyltransferase activity. Bases 236 to 700 code for a protein of 154 amino acids. The record is from RefSeq and is a predicted model, not a curated record. The transcript has 3 exons.